AUGGAAGUAAUGCUGGCUGGGAAGGUGGAGAUUUUGACGGACAUUGUGGUCCCUGCUUUCAGUGGGGUUCAGCUGACUCUUGUAGACUUGAUUAAGAGCCUGGGGUUUAUACUAGACUCAUCACUGCUGCUAGAGAAUGGCGAAGGCGGCGGAACAGGCCUACCCAACUGGAGGCCGCCAUGCUGUACGGAACGUGAACGCUGCCAUGCUAAACCAGAGCCCUCCAAGAUGGACAGGAUUUAUUCUGAAAUAAAUGCAGAAGAUGACCACACAGACCACACAGUUAAAAGAAGGAUUUCAUCAAUUUUAAAAGUUCCCCGAACUCCUCUUCGUGACCUAGGGGGCGGAAAUGAAUUAAUUCAGGGCUGCAAUAUUGAGAAACGUCAGAAAAAUUCCCGCCGUGUCAGUUUUGCAGAUAAAAUAAGGGUUUUUCCAUCAGAUCUUCAAACAAAUGUGGAAUCAGAUCAUGCAGAAGAAACAACAGAAGCAAGGCAUCAAGAACCACUUAGUCAAAAUGAAAAACCAGAAACUCUCCAGUUUGAGAUCACUGGGAUGAACACUUUACUUCAUGCCCCAAUCCAGACACCUUUGCAACAAAUGGAGUGCCAUGAUAUAAACACUUGUCAAGAAUGGAACAAAAUGAAUAGAACACUUCUCUUUUCAGAAGAAAAUGAAAUGGAUAUGACCGCUGGCCACACUGUAAUGAUUACACAUGAUAUUGGGACUUAUGAAGAAACUGACAAGCCCAGGAAAAUAGAUUUCAAAUCAUUUUCAACUGAGUUAAAAAUGAAUAAGGAAAAUACAGAAAUUCAUGAGUUCAAUAACCCUACAAAAGUGAAUGAGAGAUGUCUAUCUCAACAGAACACAAACAUUGGUAACACACGGAAAAUUAAAUUUGAUGACUUUUUGAAAAGCUUACAAUCAAGUAAACCUUCUCCAACACCUGCUGCUGAAGUGUCUUUUUUGCCUUCAGAGGUCCUAGAAAGAAAAAUAUGCUCUUCAGAGAGGAAUGUGUCUUUCCACAUGCAAGGGAAAAGCAACACCACUACAGUUUUUGGAGGACUUGAUAAUAAAACAGCUGUUACGCAGUAUUGCUUAUCUAAUACUGAAACCAUUGCACCUCCUACUUGUCAUGCUUCAAAGCAAACAAGAUGUGGAGGGGUUACUCUGCACUGCAGAGAUGAAAGCAUGGACAGGACUGUUGCCAAUACAGAACGAGUUUUGCCAGCUGAUCUGAGCUCACUUACUGGAGCAAAGCAACAUCAAAACCUUGAAAGAGAGAAGACAGUUUCUUAUGACAGCUGCCAAUUAAAGCCUUCUAGUUAUCCAUCUGGCAUUCAGCACACAGCUAUGUGUAUUAAUAACAAUGGAGAAGCAGGUGUUGCUAAAAAAUGUGGUGUCAGGUUAAUAUGUAAAGAUGCUUCACUGCCCUCUAAUCAAGAAAUAUCUGUGGAAAAUAAAGCUUCUACAAAUUUGAAUUCCAUCCCCUACGAUGAAAUGGCUGCCUCAGAGCAAAAGGCUGUGUAUGGAAAUAAGGAGCUGCAAAAUUUAAGUAUUAAACCUGGUUCUUCGACAUCUUCCCAUCUUGAGAGGAAAGAAAACACUCUGCUUGUAUCAUUACCAUGUGACAAGUCAGCUGUCUUCUCUGCAAAAGGCAUAGAUUUAAAUAGAAAUUAUGUUGCCAAGACUGAGAGAAGGCAAGUAGGAUGUCAAUUGCCUCUAUCUCAGACAGUCGUUGCUGAAAUGAAUGGUAUAACAGCAGUAAACUAUAAAACUAAUGAGAAAAGUGGUUGUUCAAGCAAUAAAGUGCCUCCAAUUUCUGCAGAUAAAACUAUUAUGUUUGCAGCCAGUGAAGACAUGGAACUUACUAAACCCACGGCAUACCUAAUAGAUAAAUCUCUGAAAGCUGCUGGAUUUUACCAGAAGCCACAGGAAGAAAUAAGAUCUGGUAAGCAUAAUAUAAUAGGACGAGCUAGUGACAAGACUGUUGUAUUUUCCCUUGGUGAAGACAAUGAAAUGGACAUUACCAAGAGCUGUACAGUGGCUGUAAACCAUAAUUUCAUGCAGCGUUGUGAGAGACAUCCUCAAGUAUUGCCCUUACAACCUGUUGUGUUACCCUUACAACCUGUUGAGAAGACUAUUGUUUAUGCAUCUCAAAAUGACAUGGACACAACUAAACCAAAUACAUGCAUAAUAGACCAAUCUCUUGAAAAUGCUGUACACAAACUAGAUAAAGAGGCUGAUUGGAGAACUAUUGAAUCAUCCAAAGACGAGACUGUUAUGUUUUUUUGUAAUGAUGAGAAUGAAAUGGAAAUUACCAGGAGCCAUACAGUGGCAUUAAACCAUGAUGAUGUCCCCCAAGGUGACAGUAUUCCCAUUGCAACACAUGUUCCUCCAGAUAAAACUGUAAUGUUUACAUUUAGUGAAGAUAUGGAGAUAACUAGGCCUGUUGCAUAUGCAAUAGAUAAAUCUUUGAAAAGUGUAACGGGUUCUCUUGAUGAACCAGCCCAAGAUACAACAGAUGGAAAGAGAAGGAUAACUGGGACAGCUAGUGACAAGACUGUUGUAUUUUCACUUGGUGAAGACAAUGAAAUGGAGAUUACCAAGAGCUGUACAGUGGCCGUAAACCAUGAUUUUAUGCAGCAUUGUGAAAAUGUCCCUGAACUGUUGCCCUUACAACCUGAUAAGACUGUUGCUUAUACAUCUCAUAAUGACAUGGACAUGACUAAACCAGUUAUAGGCAUAAUAGACCAGUCUGUAGAAAAUGCUGCUGCCCAAGGUGUACACAAACUAGAUAAAGAGGCUGACUGGAGAACUCCCAUUGAAUCAACCAAAGACAAGACUGUUGUAUUUUUUUUUAGUGAUGAGAAUGAAAUGGAAAUUUCCCGGAGCCAUACUGUAACAGUUAAUCAUGAUACUAUCCAACACAUUGGGGGAGCUCCUCAAGCACAGUCCCUGUUUCCUGCAGAGAGAACCUAUGUAUUGGUACGUAACAGUAACAUGUCAGUAAAUAAACCUACAAGUUUUAUUCCUGCAGACAAAAUAAUGAUGGUUAUACCCAACAAUGACAAAGAAAUAACUAAACCUGUAGGACAUGUAAUGGACUCAUCUCAGAAAAGUAAAGAAAAAGAAACUGAUAAGGUAAUGCUACCAGAAUUGAUCAAGCAAGAAACUGUUGCAUUUUUGCUACAUGAAGACAAUGAGAUGGAGAUUACUAAGGUUGCAGUAAACCAUGAUAUCCAACAAAUGGAGGAAGCACCUCAAGAACUGUCUAUAAUUCCUGCAGAAAAAACUAAGGUGUCUGGACAGAACAGUAACAUGGCCACAGGUUUUGUUCCUGCAGAUAAAAUUUUAAUGUGUAUGCACAGUAACAACAUGGAAAUAUCAAAACCCUUAACGGAUGCAUCACUGAAAAAUACAAGUUCCAAAGCUUUGGCACAGGAGGGGACGGAAACUAAAAAGGCAAUGCUGUCUGGGCCUGUUAAAGGCAAUGCUAUUAUUGUUAAGCUGCAUGAUAAUGAAAUGGAGGUUACUAAAUGCCACACAAUUGAAGUAAACCAUGAUAUUUUUUCUCAGUGUGAAAGGAGAUCUCUGGUGCAAUUUAAUCAGGAUAUAGACAUUACAGGAUCCCAUAAUGAUAUGAAAAGUAUGCAUGGAGUAACACAAGAUAUAGACAUUACUAAAAACCACACAGCUAAUAUUUAUGAUCCCAAUUGUUAUAUACCUAAGCUUAAAAAACAGCUACUGAAUUCUCUCAAAAAACCAAGAGAAAAAACAACUGCAUUUUCAGAUGGCGAGACCAUGGAGAUAACUAGAAACCACACAACAGGAAUUGAAUUUAUGAAUAAAAAUAAUUGUAAUAAUGAACACAGCUCUUGUUCCCAGGCCAAAUCGGAAUUUCCUCCUUUGGUUGUCCCUCAUGAAAAGGAAUUAGCCGUUAUUAAAACUGACAAACAUACACCUGAAAAGUCCCUUUCAUCUUAUAAUGUGAAACUACCUAUACCUGUAAAUAACGUCAAUAAACAGAAUUUGCUGAGAAUACAAGAGAACCAACUAGAAACCCAGCCAUCUGGAAUCAAUAAACUUGCAGAAGUUGCUUCAAAUGAUGUGCACUGUAGUGCAGAAAAUGAGUAUAUGUUGCCAGUUGAAAUGCUAGUUCAAAAUCCAAAGUCAUGUGAUGAAACUGCUCUUAAUUUGAACACAGAAAGAAUAUGCAUGUUGGUUACUGAAACUGAGAACUUAAAAGAUUAUCCAGAAAAAUUAUCUUUAAUAAGACAUGAAAGUACCCUCACUGGAGAAACAAAAAGUCUUCCAGUUGCUGGCACAGCAACUAAGAUAGAAAAGGCUGUGCUGUGUGAAUUGGGACAUGUUACAAAAGACCGGCAAACUAAUUUGGAUCCUCCCAUCAAUAACUUUUGCUCAGAAGAAGACCCAGUCCUUCUGCCUAAAGUACCUGGUAUUAAUGAUUGUUCAAAGCUAAUAAACAUUGGGAAAACAUCAGAGACUGGCCUAAUGUCUCAAAAUGCUAGGCCUAGUCUUGGAGGAGAACCAAUGAUGAAGCCAAAAGAGUUAAAGGAAGGUUUCAGAAUAGAAUCCAGCAAUUAUGUUUCCAAUGAAUUGAAAAGUAAAACUUUUACAGAGGGUGAUCCUUUCCACGUACCCUUCAAUCCUAUGCAAAAGAAUAACUGUCAAAUAAAAAAGUUACCACUAGGUAUCUUUCCACCUAAACUGCCAAACAAACGGAAAUCCACCAUUGCCAAUGUAGAAGACACUGGUGAAAGAACAAAACCUCAAGAUUCACAAAAUUCUCUGCUCAUUAUGAAAGUCUCAGAUAAAAUUACACAACAUUUGAGCCCAUCCCACUAUAUAGGUGAAGAACUGCUUCCUCCGUGUAUAGAGGAAAUGGAUUUUAGUGAGCUUCUAAGCUGCGAACUGCUGGAGAAGGUUUGUGAUGUGAUGGAUGAAAAGGAGAUCACCAAUAAUGGACAUCUAAAGGAAACAUGUAGGCAAAAAAGAGAUCGGGACCAGGAGGGAGAAGAGCUUCAGAAUGAAAAGAAGCUCAAAGUUUACGAGGGCUGGAGUGAUACCACAGAGCUGAAGCAGCCUUUUCCCAGCACUAUAGUAACUAACGAAGAAACUCUUGAAGGUAAAAAUGCCCAAGAUGUAAUGGCUUCAAAUAUGGAAAGGACACACAGCAGUAAUGGCAGCUCUUUGGAUUCAACUAAGGCUGAUUCGGACCUCAGUAAUCAGCGAAAUGCUGAAAUAGAGACUGAGCUGCUUAUGGACAGUAUUUGUGAACAAAAUUUGCACGAGAAAUUGCAGGAAGGUGUUAUCACUGUCCGGGAAUUUUUUACACUUCUCCAAGUUCAUGUUCUCAUACAGAAGCCUCGCCAGAGUUUACUCCCACCCAAAUACAUAGCCAAUUCAUCUCCUGCCCCAGAAGAUUUGAUUCUCAGCCAGUAUAUUGACCAUCCCAAAUUGCAGAUGUAUAAUGAAGAUUGUCAAGCUCUCUCUGAGAUAAUAGAAGAACUCAAGUUGUGUGCAGAUAACCAAGAUAAACUUCUGGUUAAUGUGAAUAAAAGUCUAUGGGAAGUAAUGAGAACCUGCUCUGAUGAGGAGCUGAAAGAAUUUGGAGCAGAGUUGAACAAAAUGAAAUCCUGCUUUGCCAAGAAGAGCAAAACACUGGCUCACAGAGGGAAAGCAAAAUUAUACAUGAAGCUGGUGCAGAAUGCACAGCUCCAGUGGGAAAAACUGCAAUCAAGACUAAAUAAAAUGGAUGAGCUUUUCAAAGAAAUGGAUAUCUACCUUGUUGCUCUGGAAGCAGAAACUGCCAAAUUGGAAGAUCUUGGGUUGGGGGUCAGUGACUCUGUGACAGACUAUGAGUCCAAACUGAGACAGACUGAGCAAGAGCUAGAAAACUACAAAGCUCAAGAGGAAGCACUUCAAAGAGAUCAGUCAAAUCUUAGAGGGCAACAGCAGCAGAGAGUUUCUGAAAUAAGCCAUCUCCAGGAAGAGGCCAAAAGUUGUCAGGAGCAGAUGGAGAAAUACAACUUCUCUGAGUGGGUGAUGAAAGAAUGGAAUGAUGAGCAGGCAGUUUUCACAUUCCUUUGUGAUUCUGUCGAACUCACUGUUACCCUUGGAUGCCCUGUGGCUGCUUCUGCUGCUGUUGUCACCACCAAAAAGCUCUAUAGGCAAAUAGUUGGUGUGAACAUUGAAUCACUAUUGGAUGAAGCAAAAGCUCCAGCUUCUUCCAAACUAGUGCAAAAACUCAUUUUCCAGUUUAUCAAUGAUCAAAGUUCAUGGCAGGAGAAAUACUCAACAGUAACCCACCUUGCUCAGUUGCUGCAUGAUCUCUCUCUUGUGGUGAGUCGCUGCCAGCUCCUAGGAGAAGAGAUUGAGUUUCUGAACAGAUGGGGUGGGAAAUUUAGCCUUCUGAAGACCGCUGUGAAUGAUACAAAAGUGAAACUGUUAUUCUCCAGUUCUCUGGCUUUUGCAAAGUUUGAAGUUGAGCUCUCUCUUUCUGCCAACUACCCCACAUCCCCUGUGGUUUUCACUGUUCAAAAAUACACAGGCAAUCUUGGCCAAGAAGAAAUUUCUGAGGUUUUAUCUGGAGUUCCAGUAGGAGCCAACUACUUGACAAGAAUGGUCAAUCAGAUUCAUCACAGACUACUCCAGAAUCCCUCAACAAUUCACAAACAGCAAAAAUAGUUUUAUGUGCAGCUCUCAAAUGGGAUACUCUGAUUCUUGAAUGCUAAGAAAUAGGAUGUCAGCUGCCAAGAGAACAAUAUUUGUGGUCAGACCUUUAGACAUGAUCUCAGUAAGUGUAAGUGCAAAGCCUAUUGAAAACAUUAAUAACAAAGGGAUUUUUGGUUUUGUGUUUGUCUUCCCCACUCCUUUUUUCAUAUCUUCUGGUGCUACUUAUGAGCUUUUUUAUUUCUAAGAAACCAGUUUCUCUAAGCCAUGGAAUGGAUGUAAUUCAGUUCCAGAAGUGUGUGCAGUUGUGGGUACCUUCCAAGGUCUGCACUGUAUAGAUGACUAACAGUAAGUAAGUAGCCUUUGAUCCCCAUCAUAAAAAAUGAGGUUUUAUUUUCAUAAACUUUCUGGAAUACCUCCUAAACUAAAAUCUCAUUAAUUGGCAGUACAAAAUUAAAAUAUUGCACAUAGAAAACUACAAGUGCCUUCCAGUUCUUAUGAAAAGUAGCCUUAAUUUCAGGGUGAUCUUGUCUUACUGCUUUCAUACUUGGGUUAACAAUUCUUCACAUUAAGAAAAGAUUUCAGUCAUAUUACUGAUGCAUUUUAGACUGAAGCUGAUGAGUAUACACAAUUGCUAUUACCAUAAUAAAGCAUCCAGAAUGUUUCCAUUCUGAUGUAUAGUUACAGUUUCUUUAUGUAUGUAAAGUUAGGAUUUUAUAAUGCUUUUUGAAACCUGGAAAUUGGUAUUUUAUGAAGUAUUUUCUUCUGUUGAAGAAGGAUAUUUAAUAAAUAUGCUUACACUG
Messenger RNA from Eublepharis macularius, 7496 nucleotides. It is a transcript of the gene KNL1, whose product is annotated as kinetochore scaffold 1. The transcript is spliced from 28 exons. NCBI's taxonomy places the organism in Eukaryota, Metazoa, Chordata, Lepidosauria, Squamata, Eublepharidae. Gene Ontology annotation, biological process: attachment of spindle microtubules to kinetochore; protein localization to kinetochore; cell division. The coding region runs from base 1 to 6708 and encodes 2235 amino acids. Gene Ontology annotation, cellular component: nucleus. The record is from RefSeq and is a predicted model, not a curated record.